This is a messenger RNA of Cyclopterus lumpus (lumpfish), 5788 nucleotides long. RefSeq names its product protein tyrosine phosphatase non-receptor type 21 (gene ptpn21). Gene Ontology annotation, cellular component: cytoskeleton. Bases 435 to 4049 code for a protein of 1204 amino acids. Gene Ontology annotation, biological process: protein dephosphorylation. The record is from RefSeq and is a predicted model, not a curated record. Gene Ontology annotation, molecular function: protein tyrosine phosphatase activity. The transcript has 19 exons. Lineage: Eukaryota; Metazoa; Chordata; Actinopteri; Perciformes; Cyclopteridae.
ACAGUCCAACAUAAAUUGGAGAUGUGUUACUUUCUGAAGCGCAGUCAUUAUUAGAGUUAUAGAGCCGCGGAUGUAUACGGAAUACGCUUGUUGCUCUUCUAAUCCCAGGAAGCGAAACACGCUCGGAACUUGAGUGAAGUGUCGGACCAAGAGGCAUGGGGCGCUGCGUUAGUUUGGAUCCUCUAACAAACUACUGACUAUUGGGCUGUCUCCACUUAAAAAAAAAAACUCAACUGGUAAUCCGUUGAGCUUGAUGGCGGAAUCCCCCAGGACCGACUCUUAGUUGGACUACACAUUUACAUUUGAUGGCUAACGAUCUGUCUGUUGAUGAUGAACCUUGUGGCCUGUGACGUUCACACAGUAUUCGAGGGGACAGCAAGGAGAAUACUUUCUCUGGACUAAGUGAAGACCUCCCUCUUGAAGAAGUGUGAAACAUGCCCUUGCCAUUUGGCUUAAAACUCAAAAGGACUCGAAGGUAUACUGUUUCAAGCAAGAGCUGUCUUGUCACUCGGAUUCAGCUGCUCAAUGGAGAGUUUGUUGAGUUUACACUUUCAGUGGAGAGCACGGGGCAGGAAUGUUUGGAAGCAGUUGCUCAGAGACUUGAGUUAAGAGAGAUAACAUACUUCAGCCUGUGGUACUUCAACAAGCAGAACCAGCAGAGAUGGAUUGACUUAGAGAAACCGCUGAAAAAGCAGCUGGACAAGUACGGGCUGGAGCCCACCGUUUACUUUGGAGUCGUGUUUUACCUACCCAGUGUCACCCAACUGCAACAGGAGAUCACAAGAUAUCAGUAUUACCUACAACUAAAGAAGGAUGUUCUGGAGGGCAGGAUCUCGUGCUCACUAGAACAAGCUAUCCGUUUAGCUAGCUUGGCAGUGCAAGCUGACUUUGGAGACUUCAAUCGAUAUGAUUCCCAGGAUUUCCUCCAGAAGUUUGCGUUGUUUCCUAUUGACUGGAUCCAGGAUGAGCGAGUGCUGGAAGAGGCCACUCAGAAAGUGGCUCUUCAUUAUCAGUCCUUCAGGGGUUUAUCAGCCCCAGAGGCAGAGAUGUUGUACAUGCAGGAGGUUGAGAAAAUGGAAGGCUAUGGUCAGGAAAGCUAUCAAGCCAAGGACAGUUCAGGUGCAGAUGUUUCCAUGGGAGCCUGCCUCGAUGGCAUCUUUGUCAAGCAUAAAAAUGGCAGGCCGCUUUCAUUUAGGUGGAAUGAAAUUAACAACAUGAGUCACAACAGGUCCUUCUUUGUCCUGGAGCUAGCCAACAGAGAGGAGAGUGUCCAGUUCCAGACCGAAGACAUGGAAACCUCCAAAUAUGUGUGCCGGAUGUGUCUGGCCAGACUCAAGUUUUAUAAGAUUAACAAGAGUAGCCUCCAAACCCAGCCUACAGUCGUUAACCCGGUCAGACGGAGAUCGUCUACUAGAAUAUCUCUGCCAAAGCCUCAGGCCUACAUGAUGCCACCGCCACAAAUGCACUACAACGGUCAUUUCACAGAGCCUUACACAUCAUCACAAGACAACCUGUACAUGAACAGUCAGAACGGUUAUUACUACCAUUCCCAGACAAGCCUGGACUGCUCUCCUCUGGAAUACAGCAGCGGAGGGCGUUUACGUAACGGCAGUGUGUACAGCGCCCACAGUACCAGCUCUCUAACCAAUCCCCAGCACUACCAUCAGCCCUCACCCAUGUCCUCCAACCCCUCUAUUACUAGCGAUAUCACCAGGCCGGACUAUGUCCCCUCUCAUCGCCACAGCGCUCUCAUACCACCUUCUUACCGUGCCACGCCCGAUUAUGAGACAGUGAUGCGUCAGAAGACCCGGGGAGCAGGAGGAGGGAUGCUUUUGUCCCAAGAACACCGACAGAGCCACUCCAUGAGGAACUUGAAUAUUGGAAACUCCUACGCCUACCGCCGGCCAGACCAUCUAGUUUACAGCCAGCCAGAGAUCAGAGGGGAGCAUGGCGGAGCAGCCCAACACCAUCACUAUCCCUUCCAUCUUGGCUCCAGCUUUCACAGCCCUUCUCCAUAUCCCUACCCUACAGAAAGGAGGCCUGUAGUAGGGGCGGUUAGUGUCCCGGAGCUGACAAAUGUCCAGUUACAACAGGCCCAGGAGUAUCCCGCCCCGAACAUCAUGAGAACACAAGUGUACCGACCACCUCCACCCUACCCAUACGCCCACCCUCGGCCUGCUAACAGCACACCGGACCUGUCGCGUCACCUGUACGUCAGCAGUAGCAACCCAGACCUGAUCAUCACGAGGCGUGUGCAUCACUCAGUCCAGACUUUCCAAGAGGACAGCCUGCCCGUCGCCCACUCUUUACAAGAGGUGUCGGAGCCUCUUUUCAACGGACCCCCACAGAGACAACCGUACCAUGCUCAGAAGCGGAACUCCAUUGAGAUUGCCGGAUUAGCGCAUAGUCUCGAGGGGAUGAGGGUGAAAGAGCGAACUGUGUCUUCUUCUGCAGCUGAAGCUGCCACGCCCCCUCCGGCCCUGCGUGGCGUUCGCUCCCAGGGCUCUCAACUCAACGUGUUUUUGGAACGUACCAAGACUGGGGACAGGAGUGACAUUAAGGAGGACGUGCAGUAUGGACACAAAAAGUCCCUUUCAGAUGCCACCAUGCUGGUUCACAGUAGUGGGGAAGAAGAGGAGUUUGAGGAAGAUACCGGACGUCACAUUCCACUUUCUAAGGAUGCAAUAGCAGCGGCUGUUACUGACCAGCCGUCCCAACCGCACCAAAGCUUGACAUCUCUCUCUUCUCUGACGCCUCAGCAACAGGCUCCCAUAGAGCCGCCUCCCGCAUAUCCCAUAGGCUCCUCUCUGGACCCCUCCAUAACCAGUUCCUUGACUUACAAGGUUCACCCCCUGAUCCAAGAGAGUGAGCCGCUGUACUUGCUGUCAGAUUUACGGCAGCCCAGGAUUAUGCCUUCGGUGUCUGAGGGAGACCUGAGUGGCCAGGCCAAGCAGAAGAAUAAAAAAGACUUAAAAAAGAGGCCCGUGUCUGAUGUGCCUCCUGGGAAGAAAACCGUAGAAGGUUUGCCCCCUCCGGGUAUGAAGAAGGGAGCAAGGUCAGAGGUGAAGAAGAUGGGCCCUCUGAAGGUGGCACAUCUCAAUGGACUGUCAGUUUCCAGGCAGCCAAUGAACGAAACGGUGAAGGAUGAGCCUGAACGAGCCUCUAAUGACGAGAGGUGUAAAGUUCUGGAGCAGCAUAUGGAGAGGGGCGAGCUGCUGAAAGAGUACGAGAGUAUCCCAAAGCGUCGUCCAGCAGGCGAAUGCACCAUCGCCCAGCUGCCAGAGAGCGGAGAUAAAAACCGCUUCCAGGACGUCCUGCCUUACGAUGACACCCGAGUGGAGCUGGUUCCCACUAAAGAGAACAACACAGGAUACAUAAAUGCAUCACAUGUUAGAAUCACGGUCGGUGGACAGGAGUGGAGCUACAUCGCCUCGCAGGGUCCCCUGUCGAAUACAUGUCAAGACUUCUGGCAGAUGGUGUGGGAACAGGGCGUCUCCAUCAUCGCCAUGGUCACUGCUGAAGAGGAGAGCGGCAGAGAAAAGAGCUUCCGAUAUUGGCCCAGACUCGGCUCACGACACAACACGGUGACAUACGGUCGCUUCAAGAUCACAACGCGGUUCCGCACGGAGUCCGGUUGCUACGCCACCACCGGGCUGAAGAUCAAACACCUACUAACAGGCCAAGAGAGAACUGUCUGGCACCUGCAGUACAUAGACUGGCCGGACCACGGGUGUCCUGAGGACUUGAAAGGCUUCCUGACUUACCUUGAGGAGAUCCAGUCUGUGAGGAGACACACAAACGGUAUCAGUGACCCAAAGAACACCAACCUACCUGUACUGGUCCACUGCAGUGCUGGAGUGGGACGGACUGGUGUGGUCAUCCUGUCUGAGAUCAUGAUAGCCUGUCUGGAGCACAAUGAGACGCUGGAUGUCCCAAAAUACCUGUUGAACCUGCGCCGUCAGAGAAUGAUAAUGGUUCAGACCUUGUCUCAGUACACCUUCAUCUACAAGGUCAUCAUCCAGUACCUCCGCAACUCCAGGCUCAUAUGAGCACAAGUGUCUGUCCGGCCGGACUUCGUCCACCAGCAUCCACUGUCCUCACAGGUGAUGGGGUGUUAGCUCCAGAUGAAUGGAUGAAUUUGGUCACUGCAGCAUUUGGCGGACCCCUUCUGGUCAAGUCUUUGAUCAUGCAAGGCUGAAGGAAUGAUGUGAAACUACAAAAAAUAAGCAAUACCACAUGAAGGAGCAUAAAGACUUAUGACCUGCCUCGAAACAGUAUUAUAUAUUUUAUUUUUUACAUACAUUAUUGCUUAAUAAAGCCUAGCACUUUCUCCAAGUACUUUGCUGUACAUAAUGAACCAAUGUUAUGCUGCAUUUAAAAAAAAAAAAAAAAAAAAAAAACUAUUACAGCAUUUUUUGUUCUCUUAAAUGUGUUUUUUAUUGCAGUUUGGUAACUAUUGGUUCUGAUGAUGAAGGCUUUUGUGGAGUAAUAAAGAGUUAGUGUUCAGAUGGAUUUGAACUUCAUCAUGUGGCCUGUGGUGGUACAGGCAGGGGUUUGUCCCUGCAUUGAACUUCAUGAGAAUACAGAUUUACGUUCAACAGAAUGACGCUAAUGCAUCCCAUACUCCCCACGAGUUGGCUGUGCUACUUGGUGUGAGCAAUCUUCAUGUUCAAUAAGCCCUUGAACCCACGACAUCUACAACAAAGCACAUGCUAACAACAUAUAUCCAUCAUCUCUGGACAGAGAAUAUACAUGUCUUUGUUAAACACUGGAUUGAUGCAAAGUAUAAACGCAUUGCACAGGUUUCAGAAAUCUAUAGUUGAACGAAGAGAAACAAUGACGGCAGAUUUGAGUAAAACUGGAAUUUUUAUACUCGUAUUUUUCAUCCCUUUUUUUUUUUUAAUCAUGAGAACCAAGUGCUGUAUUUGAUCAAAAACAAUAUAUUUAAGAUAUUUUUUCACGACAAAGUGCCUAUAUAAUCUACCUUGUACCGUUGAAAGGACUGUAUGUCUGCACAAUAUGAAGGACAUUUAAUGUGUGAAGUGCAGUGAUUGUUUAUUCAUGCCAGUUGAUACAUUUGAGAAACAUCCCUGCAAGAAGUUCAUGUAUUGCAAACAAAAAUGAUCAGACUUGGACUCCCUUGGGUUGAGCCAGCUGGUCCUUUGUGUCAUUAAGUAUGUAAACACUAGGAAGUGACACCAUGGAGCUGUGGUCUGAAGGGCGUCGCUAGUUUCAGUAUCCCGUCUGCCACACUUGUUUCCACUCUAGUGAGGAGAGUCCAUGUGCGAUCACUUCCUGCUGCAGCUAAAGGGAAUAUUUUCAGAGUGCAGUUGUGGCAUUCACCUGAACGGAAACGAGGCUUGCAGGCACGGCAAAGUUUACAUAUAUUUAACAAAGUUCAUUUGAAGUAUUUUGCCUAUAUUAUCAAUUCAAGGCAGCAACUUAAUUUAUAACGUGGCCAAAGUGAAGCAAUUGUUAAUCCCUCGUUGUCUUACCCCGGUGUUUUUGUUGUUGCAUGCGUGGGCAGGGAUCCGACUUAACUGGAGAAAAAUACGUCUCUGAUGUCAAGAUGCGUUUCUCUACUGGAUCUUUAAGAUCCGCCCCGUGCGAAUUGGCUUCAGGUUUUGUGUUUUAACAUACUGAUCCAGUCUUAGUGUGGAGACUUGAGUGAUUUUUGUGGCCACGGUGUAACAGGUUUGUCCAUGUACAGGUAUGUUUAUAAUGUACACAAUGUAAAAAAAAUGUCUUAUGAAUAUUGGAUAAUGUACAAACUAUGUAUAAACUUUUA